CUCGUUAUUUCUCACGUACUUGUGGAGAGUGGGUUGAGCCUCUUUCCAGUUUUACUUAGUUCGUUCCACAAACGCUACAGGCGCCAUUACAUUCAGGCUGUUAAAAGGUUUGAGGAGAGACCAUCGUUACUUUACACGAUGGUCUGCAAGUCUUUGGUGAAGGUAUGGGAUAAUUUCGAGCAAAACUUGGCUCUACUAGAAAACUGUUGCUGAGCCUUGGCGUGUAUAAGAAAGAUGUCUCUUGUGGUUGAUUAUUUUGAAGGAAAGCAAGUCCGAUCAUUCUUUGUUCAGGAUAAAGGUCAAUGCAUCGUAGCCUCCGAUGUUUGGAGAGCCGCGGGCUAUAAGCGGGAAGCGGGAGUAAAAGCUAUGCAGAGACUUGUCCCCAACAAAUAUAAAAUGCGGAAAGGUGACGCUGUUGUUGAGCUCCAGAGGGUGGACAGAUCUGUCCACCCCCAGCAAGAUACGGUUUUGCUGACAGAACCAGGCCUUUAUUGCUUCCUCUUAAGGUGUGGCAGACCUGAGGCAGAACCCUUUUUGGAUUGGGUUGUUGCAGAGGUUUUACCUCGAGAGGUCCGCAAGUUUGCUAGAAUUGUAGAAGAAAAUCAAGAGGCGCUGGCUCUGCUCAACGGCGAUUUGGAGAAUAAAGAUCGUGCUCUUGCUGCGCUAGGCGAUCAAAUAUUUACCCUAGAGGAAGAUGUUGACGACAAAGAUCGAACGAUAGCCGUACAAGAGCAAGAAAUUGAAGAACUACGACAGCGAGCUGUUCCUCGCCUUGAGGACCCUAGAAAGGAUAACGGGAUGGUUAUAAUCCAAAAGAAUAACGACGAUGAAUAUCCGUAUGUCGCUAUAUGUGGGCAACAAGGCUAUGUAGCGCAAAAGAUUCGCAACAAGUUAACAGAUCAUCCCAACGGUCAACUCGUCGUUCUUGCAGAAACUCCAAAUGCCAUUGUACAUUACAACUGGCUCCGAGAGCGUGGAUGCAUCGAAGCAGCUGUCUACACCUCGCAGCCUCGUCGUGAUAUAAAAGGGUUGCUUUUAAAGCAAACCUUUCAAGAACCAAAACAUGCUAAUCCUCACGAUAUGUUUGUGACACUAGGGGGAGCUCUUGGGAGCGGGCCUGGGAAGUUAAAAGUGCCGCAGAGGACAAGGGGGGUCGAUAUCGACCCCCUUCAUCACGAUGUUACUGACAUCAUCUAUCUUUUAAAGUCUUGA
Messenger RNA from Hydractinia symbiolongicarpus, 1212 nucleotides. RefSeq lists its product as uncharacterized. The record is from RefSeq and is a predicted model, not a curated record. The transcript has 3 exons. The coding region runs from base 235 to 1212 and encodes 325 amino acids. NCBI's taxonomy places the organism in Eukaryota, Metazoa, Cnidaria, Hydrozoa, Anthoathecata, Hydractiniidae.